AAAAACAAAGGAAGGGGCUGGGCCAGUUUGAGGCUCGCUGAAGAGAUGGAUUGAAAAACUCGUGUCUUUCUCUCUUACAUAAACCUCGCAAAACCAGUCAAGUCAGUUUUGAAGAUUCUGCGUCUCUGCGUGGGCAAAGAUUUUUUAGGCAUUUGUCUGACAUGGAUGACAAAGAUUCAUGGGAUUCCCUCUCUGAAUUCACCUUAGCUGAGAUAUUGGAAAUGGAGAACAUGUACAAGGAAAUAGGAGAAGAAACACUUAAUAAAGAAUUUUGCCAGAAGCUUGCUACCAACUUCAGUUGCUCUUCAAACCGCAUGGGAAAAUCUGCUGUAAAAUGGCAACAGGUCCAAAUUUGGUUCCAAGAAAAAUUACUAAAGACACAAAAUAAACAUGCGCCAUCCUCAUUGGCCUUAAAGCUAUUUGUUGAUCUUUCUGAUGCAAAUUCAAGCAACCCAGGGAUCUUGCAAAGGCGCAAAGGUACCGUUGAAGAUCUUAAGGAGUUGUCAUUUGAAGCCAGAUCAUCAAAAGAUUUUGCAUGGUAUGAUGUUGAGUCAUUCCUCAACUAUAGAGUCCUUAGUACUGGUGAACUUGAAGUGCGUGUACGAUUCACUGGAUUCGAUAAAAGAGAGGAUGAGUGGGUGAAUGUGGAUAAUGCAGUUCGUGAACGAUCAGUUCCUUUAGAACCUUCAGAAUGUCAUAUGGUUAAGAUUGGAGACCUUGUGCUGUGCUACCAGACACAAGGCAGAUGACCUCCUAAUAUUUCCAUCCAACAGUCCAGUCUAUUGUAGGUAUUUGAAACACAAAGCAGCAAAGCCAUGGUGUUUUUGGUUUCGGAUCUAUAUUUCUAAACUUCCUACUAUAAUUACGCAGCAGUAAAAAGUCAUCAAAGAGUGUAUAAUACUGUCAUAGGUAGGCUGAACGUUUAUUUCAGUUAACGUUGUCUUGGCUUCUUGCCUCUGUUGAUCUAUAGGAUAGAGAGCAUCAUCAAGUCUACUGUGAUGCCCGUGUCGCGGAUAUUCAAAGGAAUUCACAUGAUGAGAGAGGCUGCACAUGCAUCUUCGUGGUCUGCUAUGA
Messenger RNA from Durio zibethinus, 1074 nucleotides. The record is from RefSeq and is a predicted model, not a curated record. NCBI's taxonomy places the organism in Eukaryota, Viridiplantae, Streptophyta, Magnoliopsida, Malvales, Malvaceae.